Messenger RNA from Colletotrichum spaethianum, 1473 nucleotides. RefSeq names its product aminopeptidase. Gene Ontology annotation, molecular function: metalloexopeptidase activity. The transcript has 2 exons. The coding region runs from base 1 to 1473 and encodes 490 amino acids. Gene Ontology annotation, biological process: proteolysis. The record is from RefSeq and is a predicted model, not a curated record. NCBI's taxonomy places the organism in Eukaryota, Fungi, Ascomycota, Sordariomycetes, Glomerellales, Glomerellaceae.
AUGAAGACCACUUACCUUUCCACCGCCGCCCUGGCGCUGGCAUCGACCGCCUUGGCCACCGAUCCUCUCACUGCCGACAAAAUCGAGGCUGACAUCAAGACCGUCGAGCUUGAGCGCGUUCUUUGGAACCUCAACAAGAUCGGUCGCGACAAUGGGGGUACUCGUGCCUUCGGUACCCCGGGUUACAAAGCUUCAGUCGACUUCGUCCUGGAGCGCGCCCAGACACGCUUCUUUAAGCAGAUGGAUACCUGGGUCCAGCCUUUCAACCAUACUUUUGAGCAGACCAACGCCAUUUCCGUGACCGGCCCUGAUGGCGAGGACGUUAUCGUCAUCAGCGCCGAGUACAACACCGCCACCCCGCUUCCCGGUGGUAUCACUGCUCCCCUCAUCGACACUCCCGUCGACGAUGAGAACGGCUCCGGAUGUCUGCCCGAGUCAUUCGAGGGUAUCGAUGCCACUGGCAAGCUUGCCCUCGUGAAGCGUGGCGUGUGCGCCAUCUCUGAUAAGAUCAAGAACGCGAAGGCCGCUGGUGCCCUCGGUGUCAUCUUGUACAACCAGGUUCCUGGCAACGACAUUAUCAAGCCCACGCUCGGCGCCGAGAACAUUGGCCUUCUAGUUCCUCUGGGCAUUAUCACGCUCGAGACGGGUGAGGCCUGGAGUGCCGCCCUUGCUGCGGGCGAGGAGGUCACCGUGACCCUUCUCGUUGACUCCAUCUUCGAGGAGCGCGAGACGUGGAACGUCAUCUCCGAGACCAAGGAGGGUGACCCGAACAAGGUCAUCAUGCUCGGCGCUCAUCUUGACAGUGUCCUUGAGGGCCCCGGCAUCAACGACGAUGGCUCCGGCACCGCUGCUCUCCUUGAGCUGAUGGGAUCCGUCAAGAAGUACAGCGGCUUUCCCCACAAGAUCCGUUUUGCGUGGUGGGCUGCCGAAGAGGCCGGCUUGGUUGGCUCGUACUACUACACUGAGAACCUCAGCUCCGAGGAGGCCGACAAGAUCAAGUACUACUUCAACUAUGACAUGAUCGGUUCUCCCAACCCCAUCUACGAGCUCGCCACCUACAACAACAGCGGCAUCGGUCCCCAACUCUUGGCCGACUACAUCGAGGCCAACGGCAAGGAGGUUUCUUACGCUGAGUUCGAUGGUCGCUCCGACUACGCCGGCUUCGUCGAGCUCGGCAUCCCGACGGCCUCCAUCUUCACCGGAGAGGGUGAGAACGACCCCUGCUACCACUUGGCCUGCGACACCCUUGACAACAUCAACUGGGACGCCAUCACCAUCAACACCAAGGCUGCCGGUCGCGCUCUUGCUACCCUUGCGAACUCGCUCGAGGGCGUUCCGGCUCGUGCCACCACGACCCCCAUCCUCCGUGGCCGCGCUGCUGUCAUGCAGCAGUUCCGCCGCUGGAAGGCCCUGGCUGAGCACUCUCGCCAUGGCAAGACGUGCUCGCACAACGACGUGAACAAGAUCUACUAA